Cydia pomonella (codling moth) is the source of this 5886-nucleotide messenger RNA. RefSeq lists its product as uncharacterized. Gene Ontology annotation, molecular function: RNA polymerase II cis-regulatory region sequence-specific DNA binding; DNA-binding transcription factor activity, RNA polymerase II-specific. The coding region runs from base 169 to 2412 and encodes 747 amino acids. The record is from RefSeq and is a predicted model, not a curated record. Gene Ontology annotation, biological process: regulation of transcription by RNA polymerase II; endoplasmic reticulum unfolded protein response. The transcript has 14 exons. Gene Ontology annotation, cellular component: nucleus. Lineage: Eukaryota; Metazoa; Arthropoda; Insecta; Lepidoptera; Tortricidae.
UGCUCUUUGCUUCUGUCUGUAUGACAUUUCGUAUACCGAGCAUAGUUCAGCGUGUUUCUCAUUAUUUUUCAUUUUUAUCACCUAAUGUAUUUGCUUAAAUAAAAACAAGCUAAUGCUAUCGAACUAGUUAUUUGUGUUUAUUCAGCCUAGCACAUUUCGAACAGCCCAAUGGAUGUUGAUAUUCUGCUUGACAAUAAAGAAUACUUGUAUGGUGAUGAUUUUCUUGAGCAGUUAACAAAAGACUACCAAUGGUCAUCAGUAUUGGAUGCAACUGAUGCGUCUCCAAGUGAGAUUUUAGCAGAUGCUGCUUCAUUCCUUAUUCCGCCAGUUUCACCAAUACAGAGCAUCAAAUCGUCUUCCAAUGAUAGUAGCAAUUCAGACUCAAGCAGUGAUGAUGACUCCAAAAACAGCUCCUCUAACACUCGCAGAGAUUCCUCUGUGUCACCAUUUGAUUGGAUCUCCAGCUUUGAAGAUGAACCGGCAAAUAAUUUAAAUUUAGAAGAUAUAGAACAGUUCCUACAGAAAUGUGAUUCCUCCAUCGCCGUUCCGUCAUUGACUGUGCAGCCGCCAAAUGUCAGGCCGCCGGAACAUACCCAGGUGCGGCCGCACCACCGGCCCGUUGUGGCCAUCGAGAAUGGAGUCAUCAAAAUAGAGGGAAUCAAAUUUGAGAGUACAACCUUAAAUGAAAACUUCACGAAAAUCCAACCCGUGGAUAAGAAUGCUUGUAAAGUCAAUGGACGGGUACCAAACACACCAAAUUAUUUCAAAGUAGUCAAUGAGCACAGCUCACCCACAGUCAGAGACCAAGUUGUGAACAAACAAAUUAAGCUAGUAGUCGAUCAGAAGAAAGUGCCCAGUUUGCUCCUGGACAAAGCUAACGUUCCGGAAAGCACGAUGGGGGGCAAGAUCGCUAUAUCUCCUUUACCUCACAAAGUCAACUACCAAAGAAAGGUGUCACCGCCCCGAAACAAUAUAGUAUUGUUGCCCGCGGCACCGAACACGAGUCCAAACGGAGCAGUACAGAAACCAAUCACUACUGAUGAUAGUUCCCUAGGCUCGGUAGACUUAUCUAAUUUAAGUGAAGAAGAAAUCAAAGCGCUGAAGAAACAGCAAAGGAUGAUCAAGAAUCGUGAAUCAGCGUGCCAGUCCCGUCAGAAGAAGAAAGACUACGUACUUUCCCUCCAGCACCAACUGAUGGAAGCUCAUAACGAGAUCGCGCAGCUGAGACGCGAGAACACCGAGCUCCGGAGCCAGCUAGCUCUCUGCCACCCGAGGGGCCGCAAGAUCCCGCGUCUGGACGGGAGGGUAUUGAUACCUAAGAAGAACAUCGCCCUAUUGUGCGCUAUGGUAUUCAUGGUGUCGCUCAACUUCAACAUUUUAGGGUGGGGUUCUAAACCGCUGAUGGGGCCUACUGCCCCUCACGUCGCCACCAGACACUUAUUGUGGUCAGAGGAUAGCAAAGAAGUCCCCGAACCAGCAUUUCAAGAUGUUUCAAACCAGAGCGCCUACGGCCCUGACUGUCAGAACGUAACAGUGAAAGACACGGGGCACAUCAACCAGAACGAGAGCAUCAGGCUUGCGGGCGAGCUGAAGCGGUGGAUCGGACGCGGCAAGACCCUUAACUGGACGAACAAUGAAGCCAAACCAAAGAAGAGGGCUAGUCGGUACUUCGCUGAUAAUAAAGUUACUGGUCUCUUCGGUCCAUACAAGCUGUACAACAAGCUGAACCUGGACGGUAAUUUCUACGAGAAGCCGCGCCUCCGCCGCAUGAGACGGGGAAAGGAGCUGGAGUUCGGCACCGCUAUGAUGGACUACGAAACUCUUUACCCGAAGGUGAAGCCUGACUACGAGUACGGUGACUUUGGCGAGUGGAACGCACUGCUCCGCGCGCUACACCGCCGCGACGACACGUUCUACGUCGUCGGCGUGGGCAAGGGAGAGCACCUGCUGUUGCCGGCCGUGUCGCACAACGUCACCACGCCGCCCAAGAUGGCGCUCAUACUCCCCGCUAAGACCGGCAACGAUUCGACAAUGACUGACCACGUAACACUAAUGCAGAUUGAUUGCUCCGUGGUCAACACCACCCUCGUCCAACUAAAGUCCGAAGCCCUGCCCAAGAGCAUCAGAGCGAAGAACGGCCAGGUAAAGCCCGCUGUCUACCCCUCCAAGCCCGACAAGAAACAUUUCUACAACAAAAGGAUGCCAGAUAGUGUCGAUAUACUCCAUAAUAUAAGCAAUAAUAUAUCCAACUACCCAGUAAACCAGAAACAUGAUAAAAACUUAGAUUUAAGCAAGGACGAUUUCUUCGCCCAAUAUUUAUUAUCAAAAUACGAAGAAACUAAGGGUGAUACAAAACAGGCUAAUAGUAAUAAAACAGAGGAAAAUAAAACACAGAAGACGAGCUCCGUCUGAUAUUUUUUUAAAUGAAGGGUCAAGUGACAGAAAACCUUUGUUAAGGUGUGGUUUCUAUAUGGUGGGAAGAGUUUUGGUUCUAGACAUACUAUUGAUUCUGUUGGUUUAUUUCCAUGUCAUUUGUUCACACGUUUAUUUUAUUUAGUACUGUCGCUUAGAACUAUUUGGAAUCACUGUGCUUAUUGGGAGGGUGAUGUUUCGGCCAAUGAGAUUUGUUGAAUGUUUGAUACUUUUACGAAUAUACAACGUGACCCUAGCAUUUUAACAAAGGCGGAAAUCACACAGGAUUGCUUUUUGGUAUGUCUUAAUUACCUAAGAUGUGCCCAGCCGAGUUUCUUGCCGGUCCCAUAUUGGGAUACCCUCCCACAAUUUAGGAGGGAUUUGAAUCUUCUCGGGUCAGAGGUGUAGGGUUAGAGCCGGCGUAGCUUUAUUUUACUUUCUUAAGCGCAUUGAAAUAUGCCUACUUGGAAAAUAAUAAUUUAGUUUAAUAAAAUAUCUAAAUUUUCUAACCAUUUACCCCCUUAUUCAUAAACGGGUACUAAAGUUACGAUGCCGCUAAUCAUCGUUUGUCCCUUUCCAUCAUACCAAAACGUAGGUAAGGGACAAAUGAUGAUUAGCGGCAUCGUAACUUUAGUUCACGUUUAUGAAUAAGGGGGUUAAAGUAUAAUGUUGCAAAUCAAUUUGUAAACUAUUAAUUUCUUCGUACACUGCAGCGAAUAUUAUAUGUCGCAAUAUUUAUCAGUACUUACCAUAACUAACAUUUACCUAUAAUGUUUGUCCAGAGACUAAGGGCAAUAUAAUAACUAAUAAGAUUGUAAAGUGUAUAGUUCCAAUUUUCACAAAUAGUCCAAGUCGACAGUACUUAUUUGGUUUUGCACAUUUAGUAGUGUCGCACUGUAUUUUCAUAACUUUAUUUAAUAAGCCUAUAUCAUUUUCCUGGGAUACUUCCUUUCUAUGCUAUUAAUAGUUUGUUUGAUUUGUAAAUUAAUAUAAUAUAUAGUGCUAUUAGCAUGUUGUGAUUGUUGCAAUAAACAUUGUUUUAGUCUUAAAAAUAAUUAUGUUAAAAUGAUUGACUAGUAUUUUAUACGGCCACCAAUCUUAAUAUUAUACGGUGGCUUGAAAUACUUCCAUGGGUGUAUCGUAAUGGGUUUUUAUAUACGUAUAGAAUUUUGAUCAAUAUUAGUUUAACACAUGCGUAGAAAUUAAGGGAAUAUAAAAUUGAAUAUUGUUUUACCAAAUUAACCGACUUAGGUGUACACCUUAAGGCUACUUGCGCCAUCCAGGGUUAGCCACUAACUCGGGGUUAACCGGUUAAACCCGGGUUUACCAGUACAAUUUAACAAACAAAAAAAAUCCAUUUAUUCAGCAAGUAGGCCACCACUUUUACAUGUCAAAUUUUUACAAUCAUAAAAAUAAUAAAAUAUAAUUACAAAUAUGGAAUCAAUUAAAUAUUAGAUACUUUAUUAGAGAUAUAUACAGUCUCUUAAUGUCGAAUUACACAAAAAACUAUGAUGAAAAAAUACAAACAACAAAUACUAAAAUCCUUUAGAGAUGUAAAAGUCUCUUAGUGUCAGAGAUAAAAUAUAAUUUUAAAUACGAUUAUUAAAAUAUCCUUAGAGAUGUAAAGGGUCUGCAAGAUAUAACAUAAAAAACAUGAAAUUAACAAACAUACAAGAACCGAAUGAAGUUUCUCACACAUAACAUAACAUGUAGCCCGUGUAAGCUUAAACAGACCGGUCUCCACAAACUGCACCCGUUCACGAGUAUGACGCGUGUCUCAGCCAUCGCCUCCCUCAACUUUCAUUCGGGAAAGUGGCGACCCGAUCAACGACGCCACCAUAAGCAAAGACUUAAGCGAUUAAGGAACGAACCCCUGUGUUAACAGUUAACUCCGAGUUAGUGGCUAACCCUGGAUGGUGUAAGUGGCUUUCAUUGAUGGUUCAGGAUACAAAUGUUCUAUUUAGAUUGUUAGUAUACAAGACUUACAAAUCUAGUUCUUAGAGAAACAUACAAAUAUGACUAAAAUUGUAACAUUCUAUUGUUCGAGUGUUCAUGUUUAUUAUUUAGAUGCAUAUAUUCCUAUUAUAAAUAGGAUAUUAUUUAUGAAACAUAAGAGGAUUUUAGCCAGGGCAAUAUCAUGAAGAAUGUCAUGAGGUAUAGUUUGUCGAGAAAGUUAACUCGUUCCAACAUUGGUUCUUUAUUGUAUUGCAAAUUGCAAACCAGAGACAAAAAAACUGCAGAGCUAUAGUAGAUUGUUAACUAAGGGAUGAAAUGGUACCUUUCAUCCGAGUUAAACACCAAAGAAAAAUGCGGCGUAAAAAAUUCUGAACGGCGUCUCCAGUAUGCGGUUUUUGAUACAAUAGUGGAUAGACGUACGAAAAGAGUUCACUUUAGAAGCGAUAUUUACAUGCUAGCUUACAAGCCUUAUUGAUCCCAUAAUCUUGUACAAUAUAUUACCGAUCUCAGGAUAGUUAUCCAUUCUAUGUUUAAUGUGUAUAAUUUGUUCAUGUAUACUGAUUAAUGCGAAACGGCAACUGAGACUAUAACAGCAGAGAAUAAUUACAUUUGUAUGUUUUGUAGACAGUCAGGUUUGAAUUACAAGGUUUUUCCUACUUACAUAAACGUGGUGGUGGACGAGUCAAUUUGACGUCUGACUUUUAAACCGGAGGUCGCGGGUUCAAAUGCUAGCCGGUAAGUUUUUCGGAACUUAUGUACGGAAUAUAAUUUGAUAUUUAUGUACCACUUGGUUUGUGGUGAAGGAAAACGUGAGCAAGACUGCAUGCAUUUGCAAAAAAAAUUCAAAGGUGUAUGUGAAAUAUCCAACCUGCAUUGGGCCAGCGUGGGGACUGAUAGCCCAAGUCCUCUCACGCAUUGGAAGAGGCAUGUGCCCGGCAAUAGGACUGUGGGAAUAAUGUACAGUCAGCGUCAAAUACUUUGUAGCAACCAAAGUAGCCAAAUAGUUCGGUACACCAUAUAUUUAGUAUGGUGUACCGAACUAUUUGACCACUUUGACUGCUAAAAAGUAUUUGACGCUGACUGUACAUAAAUACAGUUAGCGCAAAGUUUCUUUUUUUUCAGGUUUUACUGAAUGCACUUUUGUUGAUAAUUUUUAUUUCAAUAUGGUGUAGCGAAUGCAUUUUCACUUGUACCCAUUCCCUGUGUUUCACAUAUUGCAUUUAUUUUAACAAGUUUUAGUAUUUUAUGUGCACAAAAUUUAUUUAUUUAUUAAUUUAUCUUUAAUAUUAUUUACGUUACCAAAAUAUUCUUGUACUUUCAUUUGUUUGUGUUAUAUUUUAAUAAUUAUACUAUUUAAUAUCAUAUUUCCAAUAUGUUUUAUAACACCAGCUUUGGGCAAUAAUAAUCUUAAUUCAAUUGGAUAAGUUAUCAAAUGUAAUUAACAUUUAUCUAAAAGUGUUAACACCAAGUAAAUAUUCUAUUGUCCACAACGAGAGUGAAAUAAAGAUAUAUCAAAUA